This is a messenger RNA of Aspergillus fischeri NRRL 181, 1065 nucleotides long. RefSeq lists its product as uncharacterized. The transcript has a single exon. The record is from RefSeq and is a predicted model, not a curated record. NCBI's taxonomy places the organism in Eukaryota, Fungi, Ascomycota, Eurotiomycetes, Eurotiales, Aspergillaceae. The coding region runs from base 1 to 1065 and encodes 354 amino acids.
AUGAAGUACCGUGGUGUUGUUUACGAUGUCGGUCUCAAUUUCAAUGGGGAUGGAUUCUCCGUCGAACCAUUCGAUCCCGCUUUGGUAGAGUACGACAUGCGCACCAUCGCCAACGAUAUGCACGCCAACGCUGUGCGCAUUGAGGGAGAGGACAUCUACCGGUUGGAAACCGCUGCACGAACAGCCCACUCUAUGGGACUAAAGGUGUUCUUUAAUCCGUGGAAGAUGAAUGAGGGCGUCGACGGGACGCGCGCCUACUAUGAGGAGGCCGCGAAGGCGGCUGAAAAACUGCGAAUCAAAGGCAUUGAUACAGUCUUUAUUGCCGGCUGUGAAUACACGAUCUUCAACAAGGGAGUUUUUCCCGGCGAGUCAUUCAAUGAGCGUGCAAUGUUCCUCGGCUCUCAGUUCUCUAGCGGCCACAUAUCGAAAGAUAUUCCGCAGGCUUUACGUGACAAGUCUGUGGUACUGAAUCAUGUCUUGCAGUCUUUUGUUGAGGUUAUUCGGGCCCAGUUUAGGGGACCAGUCACGUACUCGGCUGGCUCCUGGGAAGUUGUGAACUGGGACAUUUUCGACAUCGUUGGUAUAGACUACUAUCGGCGAGGUGAGACCGCAGAGGAAUACAUUUCGGGCCUUGAACGUUAUCGGCUCAACAAGCCUCUCGCAGUUCUUGAAGUCGGCUGCUGCGCCUACGAGGGAGCAGCCAGGCGAGGAGAUGGUGGCUUCAUACUUCUAAAAGGCACAAACCCGGACGGAAGCGGCGUGUUCGAAGGCGACAUUGUCCCGACGCGGAGUGAGGAGGAACAAGCGGACUAUGUAUGGACACAGCUCAAUCUUCUCGCUAAGGCGAAUGUCCACGGGGUCUUCAUCUAUGUGUUUUCAUUUCCCUGUAUGCGGAGUGGAGAAGGUGCCAGAGACCUUGACAUGAUGUGCUUCUCGUUGGUCAAAUACUUCCCCGAGCAGGACCCGAGAUCAAAGGCUAUGCCUCCGUGGGCGCCCAAGAAAUCUUUCCACCGGGUCGCCGAAUUCUUCCGCUCCUUACAGCUACAGGGCCCUGCUGCAUGUUAA